Molecule: messenger RNA, 834 nt
Organism: Aspergillus nomiae NRRL 13137
Lineage: Eukaryota; Fungi; Ascomycota; Eurotiomycetes; Eurotiales; Aspergillaceae
Product: oxidase ustYa family protein
Exons: 4
Coding region: 1-834 (277 amino acids)
Biological process (GO): mycotoxin biosynthetic process
Source: RefSeq, a predicted model, not a curated record
AUGCCAGGAUAUCAAAAACUCUUGAGGUGGGCGCAACCUUCUCAAAAGAAAAACAUCUACUAUGCAGCGGUGCAUUCAGAAGAAAAUGCUGCCCAGGAUAAGGCGAACCUCUUGUCUGAAGAUGGUAUGACGAGACCGCGUUCGACGCACCGUAAACACUGGUUUAUCCUCUACACCAUCCUGUUCAUCUCCUUCAUUUUUGCAAUAUCCUCCCUCUUAGUCGCUUUCACCAGGCAUUACACCAUUUUGCGACGGAACACCUAUGGUUGUUGCUUUUCCUCACUUUCUUCCGCGCUAACUACGCCAGUGCCCUUGGAAACGAAGAAGUUCGGUCCAUCGGAAAUUUUUACGGAGCGCUCAAGCCCCCGAAGCAACGCUGCCUGGGAGGCACUAGCGGGACCAAAUCACGAAAACCCUGGCUUUAUUUACAUCCCCAACUGGGAGGAGCUGAAGCUGCCACCUGGAGGGGUCAUCCGCGGAGAAAUGAUGUACGGCAUUAGCAUGUUCCAUCAGCUCCAUUGCCUGGGUGCCAUCCGCCAUACAUUUUGGCAGUUGAUGGAGGGUAGGCUUGACCUGGAAACCUUGGAAGCUCUGGACGGGGAUACGACCGAUCCCAGUUUUAUCCCCAAUGGCCAUGGGUUGUGGCAUAUUGAGCAUUGCUUUAACUAUGUCAGACAUGCCUUGCAGUGUUACGGGGACACAACCAUCGAAGUCCCAACGGAUUUUAAUGGCCAGUUGAUUUUUAUUGGGUGGAAUACCACCCAUCAAUGUCGUAGUUUUGAUGCGAUCUGGGACUAUACGGUCAAGCACUCCAACCUGGACAGAUGGGAUUGA